Messenger RNA from Solanum lycopersicum (tomato), 498 nucleotides. NCBI's taxonomy places the organism in Eukaryota, Viridiplantae, Streptophyta, Magnoliopsida, Solanales, Solanaceae. The record is from RefSeq and is a predicted model, not a curated record.
AUGGAGAAUUUUCUGGAAAUCGCCAGCAACAACACUAAGAAGGAUAUAGAGACUUGUGGAGUUCUUGGUGCCAUCAUUAAAGAUGACACGUUUUAUACUACCUCUCUAAUAAUACCAAAACAAGAAUCAACCUCCAAUACUUGUCAAGCCCUACAAGAGGAGAAAAUAUUUGCCAUACUAAAUGGACAAUCCCUCUUUCCAAUCGGAUGGAUUCAUACACAUCCAUCUCAGAGCUGUUUCAUGUCAUCUAUUGAUUUGCACACUCAAUAUUCGUAUCAGGCAAUGAUACCUGAGGCUAUUGGAAUUGUCAUGGCUCCUACCGAUACAUCAAGGGCAUGCGAAAUAUUUCGGCUAUCUGAUGGUGGAAAGAAAAUCCUCAAGGACUGCCCAGAGAAAGGAUUUCAUCCUCAUAAAGAACCAGUUGAUCGGAGUCCCCUCUGGGAUUGCUCCAAUGGCUAUAUUAAUUCAUGUCUAAGACUAGAGAUAUUUUAUUUGUGA